Messenger RNA from Gastrolobium bilobum, 1197 nucleotides. RefSeq names its product protein RETICULATA-RELATED 4, chloroplastic-like. The transcript is spliced from 8 exons. Bases 1 to 1122 code for a protein of 373 amino acids. Lineage: Eukaryota; Viridiplantae; Streptophyta; Magnoliopsida; Fabales; Fabaceae. The record is from RefSeq and is a predicted model, not a curated record.
AUGUCGAUCGCUUUCUCCUAUUCCUAUUCAAAUUUCAAUUCCUAUUCUUCUUUCUCUUUAUCCAAACACAACCCUUCGUUUUCCUUCUCUUCACCUUCCCUCAGUCUCCGUCUCACUCCCAAUCCCACUCCCUCUUUCUCCAUCCGACGUGGCACAGAUCUCCCUUUUCUUCUCCGCUGCACCGGCGGCGGCGGCGGCGGCGGAUCUUUCGGCGGUCAUGGAAAAGGCGGUGAUGGAGGCGGUGAGGAAGGUGGCAAUGAGGGGGAUAAUAGAAAGAAGGAGGCGAUUAUGGUGUUGGCGGAGGCGGGGAGGUCGGUGGAGAGCAUGCCGGCUGACUUGGCGGCGGCGAUCAACGACGGUAAGAUAACUGGUGCGGUGGUUUCUCGGUUUCUAGAAUUGGAGAAGUCUCCAUUAUUGCGGUGGUUGCUUCAGUUUGGUGGCUUCAAGGAACGUCUUCUCGCUGAUGAUCUAUUCCUUGCCAAAGUUGGUAUGGAAUGUGGUGUUGGAGUCUUCACCAAGACUGCUGCUGAGUAUGACCGCAGGAGAGAAAACUUUUUCAACGAGCUGGAAAUUGUUUUUGCUGAUGUGGUCAUGGCCAUACUUGCAGAUUUCAUGCUGGUUUAUCUUCCUGCACCUACUGUAUCUCUUAGACCACCACUUGCAAUCAGUGCUGGACCUAUUGCUAAGUUUUUCCACCACUGCCCAGAUAAUGCAUUUCAGGUUGCUCUCUCUGGAACAUCAUAUUCCUUAUUACAGAGGAUUGGUUCAAUUGUGCGUAAUGGGACUAAGCUUUUUGCAGUUGGAACUGCUUCAUCACUGGUUGGGACAGCUGUGACAAACGCCUUAAUUAAUGCAAAGAAGGCUGUUGACAAGUCUUCUGCAGGGGAAAUUGAAAAUGUUCCCAUAUUGUCUACCAGUGCCGCCUAUGGUGUCUAUAUGGCAGUUUCUAGCAACCUCAGGUAUCAAGUUCUUGCUGGAGUUAUUGAACAGAGGAUUUUGGAACCUUUGCUGCACAAGCACAAGCUUAUGCUUAGUGCAAUUUGCUUUGCUGUUCGAACUGGCAAUACGUAUUUGGGUUCAUUAUUGUGGGUGGAUUAUGCUCGUUGGAUUGGGGUUCAGUAGGCCCAAGACAAAGAUUACAUGACUUGGAUCUUUCUAGAUUGACUUCAUUUUUCUCAAGAUGUUCAUUUGCUUCAU